AUGCAGGUCCUGCUGGAGCGGUCUGAGGGCAUCAAGGCUCACGCCAUCGCCGAGGCUGAGCUGGCGCUGUCGCAGCUGGAGGAGGCGCGGGCGGCGCUGGACCCGCUGCUGCUGGCGCCGGAGGAGGUCGAGGCGCUGGCGCUGGGCAGCUGCUGGUUGGCGCGCUACUGGGGCCUUGCGGCUGCGUUUGGGAUCCAUUUGGAGGUUUCGGAGGCAGCAGCGGAGCGCUGGCGCGAGGUGGCGCCGCCGCCGUCCGCCAUGCUCGACGCCGCGCGCCGCGCGGCGACGGCGGCCACGCGGCGCGGUGGCAGGAGCGGCGGCGGCGGUGGCAGCGGCGGCGGCGGCAGCGCCGCGAGCAGCAGCAGGGGUGGGGUCAGUAGAUGCGAAACUGAGGGCGGCGCGAGCACCACAAGCGGCGGCGACCAGCAGCAGCAGCAGCAACACCAACUCGCGGCCUGGUGGAUCCACCAGCGGCGGCAGCAGCAGCAACAGGACGACCGCCGCCGCCGGCAGCGGUCCGACGGCGGCGGCGGCGGCGGGGCGGUGCGGCGGCCAGACGGCGACGGCGGCGCGCGGGGGCUCCUGCUGGAGGAAGCUUCCGCGGCGGACGCCGCUGACGUGGACCUGGCGCUUCGCCAGCUGGCGGAGCUGGGGGUUGAGGCGGAAGUCAUGGGGGCGCUUGCGGAGCAGGCGCGGGCGCGGCGCGCAGUGGUGCAGCUGCCGCAGGCGGGCGCCGCCCCCGAGGGCCUCACCCCUGUGGCUUUGGGCCCCGAGGAAGCCGAGGAGGUGCGCUUCCAGGCGGCGCGCCUGCUGUACCUGUGGGCGUCCGCCGCCGCCGCGGGCGUCGAGGCGCCGCUGUCGGGCGAGCGGGCGGAGUACUGGGCGUGGCGGCUGGCGCGGGGGCGGGAGACGCUCAGGGACUUCACUGACUUGCGGCACGGGUUCCAGGAGCUGCGGUUGCGGGGGGUGGAGCAGCUACUAUGGGACGCCCGGCGCGCGGCCGCGGCGGCGGCCGCGGAGGAGGCGCGGGCGGACGGCGCCUUGAGUUGA
Monoraphidium neglectum is the source of this 1050-nucleotide messenger RNA. RefSeq lists its product as hypothetical. The record is from RefSeq and is a predicted model, not a curated record. Gene Ontology annotation, biological process: cytokinesis by cell plate formation. The transcript has 5 exons. The coding region runs from base 1 to 1050 and encodes 349 amino acids. Lineage: Eukaryota; Viridiplantae; Chlorophyta; Chlorophyceae; Sphaeropleales; Selenastraceae.